Molecule: messenger RNA, 360 nt
Organism: Anisakis simplex (herring worm)
Lineage: Eukaryota; Metazoa; Nematoda; Chromadorea; Rhabditida; Anisakidae
Source: the annotation of a GenBank genome assembly
UUGCUGAGUUUUAAGAAGGGUGAUGUGAUUCAAAUAAUCACUCGUAAUGACACUUACGCGCCGUUGAAUGGCAAUUGGCUCUACGGUAAAAUUGGUAAUCAGUACGGCAAUCUACCAGCAAAUUACGUGCAGCCACUCGAUACGGUUAAUAGAGAUCGCUUUGUUUCAUUGCUGCUGCCAUAUUCAUAUGAUCGCAAUUACUAUUCUUAUUCAUUGUUUCAGCCUGACGAUUUGCAAAACUCUGACAUGUACUCACCGACAGGCAACUUCGAUGAAAUAGUAGGUUUUUGCUUGGUAUUCAUUUCAUUGUUGCUAUUAUUACUAUUAUUUUGCAGUAGUAAGUGUAGCAAUAGCAAGUGA